AUGAGCAAAAACUUCGAAAUCGCCAUCAUCGGAGCCGGCAUCGCAGGCGCCACUCUCGCAAUCGCCCUGCACCACCGCGGCCUCAAAGUCACAAUCUACGAAGCCGCGCACGCCUUUGGCGAAAUCGGUGCAGGAGUCUCCUUCAGCCCCAAUGCCAUCGGAGCCAUGAAGAUCUGCCACGACGGAGUCUACGAAGCAUUCACAAAAGUCGCAACAUGCAACAAGUGGGAGUCCAAACAGAAAGUGUGGUUUGAUUACGUCGAUGGAUAUAGCAAGACCAGAGCUGAUGGUACCGCAUUAACGGCCGAGGAGACGCCCGAUAUUGCAUUUACGAUAUCCAACAGUCUCGGUCAGAAUGGUGUGCAUCGUGCUCGGUUCUUGGAGGAGAUGGUUCAUUUGAUUCCCGACGGCGUUGCGCAUUUCGGUAAACGUGUUACUACCAUUGACGAGCCUGCGACGGAGGGCGGCAAACUGGUUAUUCAUUUCACAGAUGGCACAACUGCUGAAACUGAUGCGAUUAUUGGUUGCGAUGGAAUCAAGUCCGCUGUGCGACGCCACAUGUUUGGUGAAGAUAGCCCUUAUGCUUGGCCUGGUUACUCGCACAAGUACGCUUACCGUGGACUGGUGCCGAUGGAAGAUGCCGUUGCAGCUAUUGGAAAAGAAAUGGCUGAGAAUUCGUAUAUGCAUAUGGGACCUGAUAGGCACAUCCUGACCUUCCCCGUCAACAAGGGCGAGACACUGAAUCUGGUCGCUUUCCGCACAACAACAGACGAAUGGGAAGACCGUGUCCAUUUGACCAAGCCUGCACGUCAAGAAGAUCUCCUAAAAGACUUCGAGGACUGGGCACCCUACAUCCAGAAACUCUUGAAACUCACUAAGCCCGAGUUGGACAUCUGGGCAAUCUUCGACCUAGGUGACCACCCAGUCCCCACCUUCUCCCAAGGUCGCAUCUGCAUCGUCGGCGACGCUGCACACGCUACAUCCCCUCACCACGGCUCUGGUGCGGGUUUCUGUAUCGAAAGCAGCGCCAUUCUCGCCUCCAUGCUCGCAUCUGACAAGGUCUCUACUGUCGCCGAUGUACAAACCGUCUUUGAAACCUUUGACGCCGUGCGACGCGAACGAUGCCAGUUCCUUGUUCAGAGUAGUCGAUUCUCAGGUGACUGCUACGAGUGGCGCGCUCCUGGCGUCGGAAACGAUUUCAAAAAGAUUGAGCAGGAGAUCAACAGGAGACAUGCGAUUAUUUCGGAUGUGCAGGUUGGGGUUUUUAUCGAUCAGGCGGUUACGGAGUUGAAUAAACGACUUUCUGCUUGA
Messenger RNA from Talaromyces amestolkiae, 1311 nucleotides. RefSeq lists its product as uncharacterized. The transcript has 3 exons. Gene Ontology annotation, biological process: secondary metabolite biosynthetic process. The record is from RefSeq and is a predicted model, not a curated record. The coding region runs from base 1 to 1311 and encodes 436 amino acids. Gene Ontology annotation, molecular function: FAD binding. NCBI's taxonomy places the organism in Eukaryota, Fungi, Ascomycota, Eurotiomycetes, Eurotiales, Trichocomaceae.